Molecule: messenger RNA, 3690 nt
Organism: Diachasma alloeum
Lineage: Eukaryota; Metazoa; Arthropoda; Insecta; Hymenoptera; Braconidae
Exons: 6
Coding region: 2318-3493 (391 amino acids)
Source: RefSeq, a predicted model, not a curated record
UUGCAAUCGACAGUUUCACAUACACUCACGGAUACAUUGGUAAUAAAUGAGGUUUAAUUUUCCGGAGUUUUUCCGGUAUCUCUGAGGGUCAUUAUGUGAGGGUUAGAAUUGGAUGGGAAAUUUUGACACAGUUCAUUCACCUUCCGCAGAAUAAUUUUAGCAGUUGUCUGGGAAUUUUUAUCAGUUUUUUAGCAUUCGUUAAGGUUGAAUAAGCACUAACUGCUUAUUAUGACUAGUGGGGUUCUCACUACAGGAGUCAUAAAUUAUUGUUUGCGCAAUCGUAUCGCCGUUCUCUUCAUUUGCACAUUGUUGAGGGCUUGUCGACAAGUGCAUCAUUUUUUGUCGAUAACCAUGUAGUACUCCAAUAGAAAAUUUUAUUCCUUAAUACGGCUUCUGAAUACGUUUUAGCAAUCAUUCUUCAGUAGAUUUUGUUUAUCGAUAGUAGACAUGGAGCCAUGUGAAACAUUUGCAAUUUCUUGUGAAUUAAAUUAUAUGUAAAUCAUUCACGAAUAUUCGUUUGGUCAUAUUCGAAUGUGUUAGAUAAUGAUCAUUGAUAGAAUUUGUCGAAAAAAUGUAAACAUUUGUCUAUUUUUCUUCAUUUGUUUUGCGAGUUAUAUGACCAUGUAUUUUAUGUGAGUGUAUUAUUUUUAUAAUGUCAUUGUGAAUAGUAGAUGGGCAAGAAGGAUUCUAGGUCCGUGACGUCACGCGCCGUUGUCCUCAUGCGACGCAUGGCGAGUGGUGGGUGGAGUGGAGAGGGGAGGGAGAAGGAGUGGGAGGUUGCGUUUGCUGAUGAUGUCGCUCAAUUAUAUUAUUUCUUGGAUGAGGGAUGGGGUGAAUUGCCAGAUCGCCGGUCCUGUGGGGAUGUACAAUUUUUGAGGGUGAGAGGAAAGAUUCUGGUCUAGAGCCUGUCGAUCUAAAAUAUAGAGGAUUUGUGGAUCGUUGCAAACAGCGCACUCGAAAAAUCUGGUCUCAUGCGUUCAGUGUGUCUGACAGAGAUGGUUGAUAGCAGUGGCGUAGCAAUCACUUGAAUUGAUGAUACAGAGAGUCAUGUGGAGGCAUCGAUAGUGGAGCGAAGUAUGAACACAAAGUGGAGAGCGCGAGAAUAGUCUGUAAUACCCAGGGCGGAAGCACGUAUGUGAAGAAAACACGUAUGUGACAAUUUUUAAUCAUCGGUAUCACUCCAUCGUAUCCAUCCACAUCGUUAUAGAUUGAGUUGUCAUGACUGCGACAUCUUCGACAGUUGGCAAUUUCCCGAUCUGACUUCAAUUUUUCUGGAAGUUUCUCCCAAAUCUCAUCGAUCUCCUUCUCAGAUAAACGAAGCAGUAGAACUUUCGGAAGAACUGCGAUGUCCUCAGCUUUCAUAUCUUUCAGAUUUCCCAUCUGACAAAAUAUUUUUAUAGAUUUUUUGAGUGAACCAUCGGAAUGCUUCGGCCACCAUACAUUAAUCUGUUGCCCUUUUUCCAUAGCACAGUUAUACUUAAUUAGACCCAGAUGAUAUCUUCGAUUUGUACAUCAGUCCCUGAAGCACAUCCUUGGCUUGCUCGUACGGUUUAUCACCAGCUACCCAAGCUAAGCCAUGGUGAUUGGAUGUCAACCAGCUGUUCGUCCACUUGUACUUCGGACUGAGCAAAUUCCAGUCGCAGGGGGCUUCGAAGAGUAUACUGAUCGGUUGAUCGUCUCCUUCCUCAGCUCCAUCAAUGAUAAGAGCACCAAUUUCUUUUAGAAUAAAUUCAUUCCCAUAACUCUGGAAGCCUUGUAAAUCCAAAAUUAUUUUCAUUGUACGUUCUUUUAAUCUUUGACUUAUCACUGUCUAUUCUAUUCUAUUGGACGUCUGUAGCUGUCCGACUGAUCACAGGUGGAUGAUUCCCGCACUUUAUAUAAAAACUCACGAAUGAGAGACUCAUCACUGUGUGGGAAAGAAUGUAUCAUUCCUCAUGAAAAAUAUUGCACCAUGUUUUUCAACAAUUUCACUUCAUGACGUUUAUUCCAUAUCGAAAAGGAAAUGAAACAUUAAUUGCUCGAGUCUAAUUCGAAUGAGUGUCAUGAGUCUAAUUUUCAGAAUUAUUUUCACCAUCGCACGAAAUGCAACACCACGAGAGGGAUUUCUAAAAUAAGUAAAUCGUGAUAUGGAGCCGGAAAAAACAUAUCCAUAUUCAUCACAUAAAGAAGAAGAAGGAAAUAUUUUUGCAGAGGCUAUAAGAGGGUGUCAAUGAGUCGUCAUACAAACCACCGUGAGCAUUCGAUAGAGGUCCAUCAACCAGGAUUACAGUGAACUGGAUUAAAGUGAAACUUUAGUGAAUUGUGUGCCCAUUUGAGAAUGAAUAUGCCGAAAGUGACAACGACUCCAAGCAUGGAGUGCGAGUGCCAGUUGGUACCGCUGUCCACUGAGUACGCUGAGGGAGGUGAAACUCAUUCAGACCCAUUAUUAGCAGCUGCAGGUGUGACAGUUCCAACUGCUCCAGCAAUGAUUGACUCUGAUGAUCCACCUACGUAUAAUUUUGCAGUGAGAAGAGACUUGGGGAUACAGCAGCAGCCCUUUCUGUGGAGGGGGGCUGAUGGAGCCCCCACACUGGCUGAAUCCAGCAUCAUCCAGGCAGCCCAACCAACCGAGGUUGUGGUACAACGUACCACAACCAUUGUGAAAUCCCCCGGGGAUUCAUCUCCGACGGGCGCCACUGAGUCCACCGCUGCCAUUAAUCAUGAAUCCAUGGUAUCAGCGGCAUCCGCAUCCACACUUGAUGAAUAUGCUCCUGGGGCAUACACCAUCGUAUCAACCCAGCCAGCUGAUGAAGAAACCAAGGAUUCAGCGGAUUCAGCGGACUCCAAUGAAUCUAUCAAUACACCGCCGUACCCACAGCAUGACAAUCCCCUUCAAAUCGAUACCACCAUUCAACUCCCCGAUGAACAACACGACAAUGCAGGUGGAUCCAUUGGAGAUCCACCCCAGUGUAACACCAAACUUUCUACCGAAUCACCUGAUGGACAGACCAAUGAUUCCAUUGAACCCAGUCGACCUGUCUUCACCAUCCGUAAACAGCAUGACUCUUCAUCCGAGAGCAAUGAUGGAGAGCUCUACUCACCUUCAUCAACCUUGGUUGAAGGACUGUUAGAGGCAGAUGAACCUACGGCGCCCCCACCAUCACACAGUCAUUCCUCUUGCUCAACAUGCUCUUCCAUUCUGACAUGCUCAUCGGACGUUGAGUCUGUGGAAGAAAAUGAGGAGGCGUAUGAUGUCGCAGUCACUCAGUUCUACGUCCCUGAUGAAUGGAGAGAUCGGCACUCCGUUGCAGCAGUGGUCAGUCAAUUGUUCAACAAAAUGGCUAACAUGAUACCAGAUGGUACAUUCAUCACCGUGAGUGGAGUUCGAGCUCAGAUGUUUGUUUGCAACCGUGGUCACAUCAUGUUCGUCAAGGACUCUCUGUUAGGGAUGUUUGAGGAUCGUGUUCGACGUAGGCAUGAGGCCUUAGUCGAGCAGAAGGCUGGAAAACUCUAAGAAUGCAUCGGAUUCAGCAGAUAACCUCGCACGAAACAUUAUUUUCAUUUAACGUAGUUUUUUAGUAGUGUCAGAAAAAGAGAGAACCUCUGCCUCUAUAUUCCUCAUUGUUCUCUAAUCAACAUAAUUGAUAUGCUCUUUUUCAUAUAUUUUUCAUUGUCAAUUCCUAAAAAAUAAAAGAAGAAACUUAAUGAUAA